This is a messenger RNA of Ananas comosus (pineapple), 1299 nucleotides long. RefSeq names its product anaphase-promoting complex subunit 1-like. Gene Ontology annotation, cellular component: anaphase-promoting complex. The record is from RefSeq and is a predicted model, not a curated record. Lineage: Eukaryota; Viridiplantae; Streptophyta; Magnoliopsida; Poales; Bromeliaceae. Gene Ontology annotation, molecular function: molecular adaptor activity. The coding region runs from base 1 to 1299 and encodes 432 amino acids. The transcript has 8 exons. Gene Ontology annotation, biological process: anaphase-promoting complex-dependent catabolic process; protein K11-linked ubiquitination; metaphase/anaphase transition of mitotic cell cycle.
AUGGUGUGCCACACGCUGCGGUCGCUAGGCAAGGCCAUGGUGCUCCUCCGACAGGGCAAGUGCUUCAAGUAUGGCUGCGGCGGCAAUAGUGCUGACCCCUACUAUGUCCUUGAGUCAUUCCAAAAUUUUGUUUUAAGAUUCGGGCUCUUUGAGAAUCUAAAUUUCGUAAAAGUUGUCGAAGGAUUGCUGCGGUGCAAGUCCUGGAACCCCUAUCUGUUCUGCAACAUUGAUGAUGCUCUAUUUGAUGAAUGGAUAAGAGCUCUCAAGUAUGACAAUUUGUACCCUACAUACAGGUCAGUUUUCAAGUGGAACCAAGGGCCAGUGUUCCUGGCAACUGAUAUAGAUGGAAUGCCGAUUAUUUGCUUUCUAUUUAGUGAGCAAAGGAUAUUGCUUGCUGUCAGGCUUCAAAUUGAUGAAGCUAAUGAUGAUGUUCUUAUUGACAUUAAACCUCAUAUGAGUUGGAAUUACAUAAAUGGGCAUUUUCCUCCUCUGAUAUGUAGAGAUAAAAGUCUUGUUGUAAGCUUGGCCAGGAAAAUAGUUUCUUUCUAUAGUUUGCUAUUAGGUGCAGAAAGGACAGGCAGGAAGCUUUCCACCGGAGUAUAUUGUGAAGUUGCUAAUGGAUCAGUUAGAACUGUGGGGGAACUUACUGUCUUAGCUAUGGUUGGUGAGAGAUUUGGGCGACAAUAUUUGGACUUACUGCCUGUUGGCGUAUCACUCCCUCUGCGUCACGCACUGGACAAAUGUCGUGAAUCUCCACCUACUGAUUGGCCCGCCUCUGCUUAUGUUCUGGUUGGCCGUGAGGACUUAGCUAUGGCAAAGUUGGGAUCCCUAAAAUCUCAAGAUGAUGUUAAUUUAACUUCCAUCUCAGUACCAUACAUGCUUCAUUUGCGACCUGUGACUUCUCCUUCAUUUGUUUCUGACAUCACAAGAUCAGAUUCUUUGAAUCCGGAGGACUCUGAUUCUCUUUAUAGGUCUGUGGAAGAUGGCAUGGAACAUAUUUUCAACUCAAGCACACAAUUGCGAUAUGGCCAUGAUCUGCGAUUCAAUGAGGUUAGACGGCUUUUAUGCUCAGCAAGACCUGUGGCUAUACAUAUGUCUGUUAAUCCUAGUGCGUCUAAUCAGGAUCUUCAACAGGUUUCAGACGUAUCUAGCGCUGUAAUAUUCAUCCACAACCUCAUUGCCUUCAGGUUCAACAUCUUAAUUGCCGAGGCUCACACGGUUGGAUCUGAUAUUAGAUUAUUAGCUUUGUUUUCAUUUUCUUUCUCUUGGGUUGAAAAGCUAGAAAUUGUUGUAUUGUGA